AUGGGUGACUGGAGCUUCCUGGGGAGGCUGCUGGAGAAUGCGCAGGAGCACUCCACGGUGAUCGGCAAGGUCUGGCUGACCGUACUCUUCAUCUUCAGGAUCCUGGUGCUGGGGGCCGCCGCUGAGGAGGUCUGGGGGGACGAGCAGUCAGACUUUACAUGCAACACUCAGCAACCGGGUUGCGAGAAUGUUUGCUAUGACAAAGCCUUCCCCAUUUCCCACAUCCGCUUCUGGGUGCUGCAGAUCAUUUUCGUCUCCACUCCAACCCUCAUCUACUUGGGCCACGUGCUACACAUUGUACGCAUGGAGGAGAAGAGGAAAGAGAAGGAAGAGGAGCUGAAGAAGAAGGGAAGCAUCAAGGACAGCAACUCCCCAGCAGCAGCAUCUGGCAGCAGUAGUGGUGGUGGAGGCAAUAGCAUGAAGGAACCUCUUGUCAAAAGGGGGAAGGAGAAGCUCCCAAUCCGUGAUGAACGUGGCAGAAUCCGCAUGGGGGGUGCCCUGCUCCGUACCUAUGUCUUCAACAUCAUUUUCAAGACACUGUUUGAGGUGGGCUUUAUCGUGGGUCAGUAUUUCCUGUACGGCUUCGAGCUGAAGCCCGUGUACCACUGCAGCCGCCCACCCUGCCCGCACACGGUGGACUGCUUCAUCUCGCGGCCCACUGAGAAGACCAUCUUCAUCAUCUUCAUGCUGGUGGUGGCCUCUGUGUCCCUGCUGCUCAACAUGCUUGAGAUAUAUCACCUGGGGUGGAAGAAGCUUAAGCAGGGCAUGACAAGCCAGUACAGCCUUGAGAUACCUGUUACAGCUGUGACACCAGUCGAGGUAGCAGCGGAGGCCAAACCUGUUUCGCUGCCUCCUCCGGCGCCUGACAUUCCUUACUCAGCCGACCUGGCACCGGUCAAUCCAUAUCCUGGAAUCUCUCCAGACACCGUCAGGCAGCUUAUGGAAUGGAUUGAACACGAUGGUCACCUUACUGAAGCAAACCGUCUGAGUAUCUCGCCAGAGGCAAUCUCCUCAGGACUUUGGAGGCUAUCAGUAGGAUGUACCUACGUUUCUGAAAGCGCUUUGGAGAUAUCAUUACCUAUGUCAGGAGCUAGUCAGGAGCUAUACACCAUGACUAUACAGCUAUCCAAAACACAGUGCAGGUUUCAAGAGACCACUCAGUAG
Tinamus guttatus (white-throated tinamou) is the source of this 1164-nucleotide messenger RNA. RefSeq names its product gap junction protein alpha 3 (gene GJA3). Gene Ontology annotation, cellular component: connexin complex. Gene Ontology annotation, biological process: cell-cell signaling. Gene Ontology annotation, molecular function: gap junction channel activity. NCBI's taxonomy places the organism in Eukaryota, Metazoa, Chordata, Aves, Tinamiformes, Tinamidae. The record is from RefSeq and is a predicted model, not a curated record.